CGUUUUCCAGAUGAUGCUGCCAAACAACGCCAUUUUCAAGAACGCAGCUAUGACUAGUGGUCACUAGAGAAUACUGCACGGCGUCAGGUUCAGGACAUAGGCUGAAGCCACUGGUUGUAUAAUUAUCGAAAUGCGACUUCUCUCCAACCGGGCGGCGGUGCUGCAACUCGCCACCGCAUCUUCCGUUCUCUUCCUUCCCCAACUACCCUCUGUAGUUCUGGCGGAGCUGAAAAUCAAAGAAGCCACCCGCACUAUCAAGCUUGGAACGAAUAUCGCGACGGUAACAGUGGACUUGAAAAUAGAGGCGGAUGGAAGUACAGCAUCCAGCACCGAAAAGAACUUCUUUCCCGUGUACUGGAAAAAAUCUUCGUUACUCGGCAAAGUCGGCCACGUGGCAGCAUCGUUUAGGAACGACGGUGGGAGCAAGAAGGACAAUAAAAACUUGGAUGUGACCAUUGUCGACGAUGCGGAAGAGGGGAACGGGUAUAAAAGAAGUGCUGGAGUGUGUACGAGCAUAGUUCAUUUACACAGAGCUGGUUCAUCUUGUGUUGAGUUUGUGAUGCGCUUACAUGCAUGCAGUUUGAGUUUAUUCAAAAAACGAAACUUACUAUCAACUCAGCUCCGCCAUCAUCCAGCUGACCCCAGACGAGCUCUUAUGGUGAGCAAAAACGUCCCCAUCCCAGAGUCAAGAUGGAAAAUGUGCUACACAAAUCAACCAGCUUUGGCCGUUGCGCAUGACAAAUUUGGACUCGCAGUGUAGUGGUGUUUAGCUAGUGAAGCAGCAUCACAGAUCUAGCAUAGCACGCGGAUGUGCGCAUCACAAAUCGCAAACGACUGUAGAAACUGCUUCUCAUGGGUCUCCGCAUGAAAAACAUUUGCAGCAUGCAGAUUUGCAUUACAGCUCUGGGGUGGGGACGUUUUUACAAAUGAUAGCUUUUAUCCCAGAAGAAAUUCCAGCUCACCUACGUCCUCUCCGUCGGCAAGCCGUAUGAACCAUUGCCAAAAGAACUCACCAAUCUGUUCCAAGAACAGUGGCUCGUGUACGAAGAUUCGCUUUUAAUCCCAGCAGCACAGACGAUCGAAUCCGAAACCACAAUCUUGGAAUUCCCGCCCGACCUAUUACCUGGCUCCGCGGUCCGUGGGGUCAACGCGGCGGGGAGUGUGGUGCAGAUCGAGAAUUAUCUCCCGAAUAAUGAAAAUCUCGUGAAAGUGGACAAGUCGCCGGGGGUUAAGAAAAUCACGUUUGGGCCUUUCAAGAUGGGGGAAUUAGGAGACAUCGGGGAGGAUAAAAUUUUCGUACACUUCUCGCACCAAGCACACCAGGCGUACUUUAAGAAUGUGAGGAGGGAGAUUGAAGUGUCACAUUGGGGUAAGUUUUUACGUAAAAAGACUUUGUCUUUGUCAUGCAUUGAAGUGCAUUUACAAAUGUUUUUCUCAUGCUAAUGCUGCGCCGUGAAGAUGAAAUGCAAAUGCCACUGAUGAAUCAUCUUCUAAAAGGUAACGUUGCCUUCAAGGAGGAUUACAAGCUGAAGCAGUAUGCAUUGCAAAUAUGUCUGGGUCUGGAACAAGGUUGCAACUUGUGAUGCUGUUUUUGGAUUCCCAGAAAAUCUGUAUUGCAUGACCAGCAAGAGGAGUCCAGUUUGUGCUACAACGCUGGAAGGGCGUUUAUCAUGCCGAAUAGGCUGCAUUAGGAAGCCCUCUAAAAACCUGUGAUGCUAGGGCAUGCAUUACAGACACUGUGGGCCAUGCACAAUAUCCAUGACCAGCCUGGCCCUGGCAAUCUGAAUCUUCCAGACCCAGACAUAUUUGCAAUGCAUAAACACGGCGGUGCUGCAAUGAACGGUGCUUUCAACCGGAUUACCUUCACGUGGCAAGAUAUCGCAAGAAAAAAUAAACAGCUUCACUGUAAGGAUUUUGCAGGUUUUGCAUCACAAGUUUGUUCUACAUGACAAGGAAAAUUUGCCAUGCAAGGUUCCUAAGGUAAAACACAGCUAAAGAUCCACUGUCUUGCAUGUGUAGCAAGACAAACUCUUGUGAAAUGCAUUUUCUGCAUUACAAGUUUACAGUGAAACAGUUUUUCCUGGCGAUACAAGACUACCGCAGUCGGGGGAUGCAAAUGCCGCCGAAUCCUGUGCUCACGCAGAUGGAGGAACUCUCUGUGGUGUUGCCGAAAACGGCCAGGAAUCUGCACUAUCGGGAUGAGAUCGGUAUAAUGGUGGAGUGUUUGUAGCACGAGUAGUUGUAUCUAGCACGGGCGGUCGCUCCGCGACCGCCGGAGAGGUAUGGAGUAGACAAGAAAACGAGGGGCCCGAUUUCAUACUAGGAAGGAUGCAGGCGCGGGGAAGGGGAGGGGAUUCUCCUGGGGGCGAAAACUCUACAGGCGCAGGGCUUUUCCGUCCGCCUGAGCCCCCCGGAGAAAGACAGUAGGCGUGACAGCGGCCCGCCCCAGCCCCCAGGAGCAGGAGAAGUUCUGGGAAACAGAAACCCAGUGCCACCCCAAGCUGAGAGGGGGCCAGCCUUCGGGGAUGUUCCCAAUGAAUUUGCGAACGCCUCCGAAAGCUGCGAGCCUUGCGUGCGGCUGCUCGUCAUUCUAGUUACGCCUCCAAGACGGCAGGGCUGCUUUUGACGGGGCCCAUAGGGGCGCAGCUGUGGAAACUGCUCGACAAAGAACCUGGCCAGCCAGGCAGGUGCAACCAGCACAAUGGGACUGGGCGCGCUGUGUGGAGUAACCAUUUAGGGCACUGAGAAAAGGCGCUUUUUUCUUCGUGCAGGGCGGCGGGAGCAUCCACACCAAGAGGGGGCCGCCCCCCGCGAGGCAAAACGUGGCCACCCAAACAAAGCGCAAACCCCCUACCGGCACCGUGGCGGGGCCGGAGCUAGUUGGUUCGCCUGAACCUGCGGGCGCACCAGCGCGUAGCGCGCCACCCUCAGUAAGUCCUUUCCCUCCCACGGCCAGGAAUCUGCACUACCGGGAUGAGAUCGGUUUAUUUUUACAUUGCAAUUUAUAUUUUUGAUGUUUUAUGUGUCUAGUACAAGUCGUAGAGCACCAGGAGACGCUGCAUGAGAUGAAACGCCGUUACUUAGUAAAUUUCUACUCAUGCAUACUCAAGAUACAUAUGUAUUUAGCGAGGGCAGCACUAGUGGUAGUGGUACAACACGCGUAGAAGAUGAAAUAAAAUUCUAUCCAAGGUAACAUCUCCUCCUCGAACGCCAGAAGAGACGAAAAGGGAUACGUGCUGGCGCAACUGCGGCCUCGGUACCCGCUACUAGGAGGUUGGAAUGCCGACUGGAGCUUUUCCUACGACGUGCCAACACGGACGGCGUUGAAGGUACUGACUCGUACUUUGUCAUGCAGUACUGCCAAGAACCACAAUUGGAAUUGGUGUUGUCAUGCAUCAACAACAAGCGCAUGUAGUACGAAAAGAGACCGGGUUUAAAUGAAAUGUGAAGAGAACCACAAACAUGAUCAUGAUCAAAACUCAGGUCGACCCGCAAGAUCCGACGCUCCACGUGCUAAACGUCACUCUUUCCCCGCCGAUUAUCCGUACGUUUUCCGAGAAACUCACCGUGGAGAUUUUGCUCCCAGAGGGCUCGCAUGACAUCAAACUCCAGCUCCCGAAGUUGGUUUCACCAGAACACGGCCACAUCAUGAAAUCGUGGAACGCGACAAAGAAUUCCUGGCUGGACUUUUCCGGGGGACGGUUAGUGGUUGGAUUUGAAUUGGAUGACUUCUUCGUGCCGGAGAAGAAUAUCCUGCAAUACAAAUUCCAGGUAGAAGAUUUUUUACCACGACGGGGAAAUUCGCAUUUUUUGUCAUGCGUAAUGUCGUACCUGCCCGUAUGAUGCAAUCACGCAGUAUAAACAACAUCGAAGUCAAACCCGAAUACAAUCAGGUUCUCUACCGCUUCAACACUUCCGCCAUGUUCUACGAGCCGAUUCUUCUUUCCCUCCUUCUCUUCCUCACCUUCCUAGCCUACAUCUUCUCCGGGCAUUUAUUGGAAUUGCGGAUUUUGAGAAAACACGAGUCGAAAUUUCUCGACCAGCUUGAAUUUCAGGUCUCUUUGAUCCACAAGGCCAUGACCGUUUUCGACAAUUUAGUCUCCGAAUACGACACCACUCUAAAACGCGCCGACGUGAACGCACAAAUCCCGCUCCCGCAGAAGUGGGAACCGUUUUUGGAGAAGCAGAAUUUGCGACACGCGGGGUUUGUGGAGGAUUUGGUGAUAUGAACUGCAAAAGUAUAGUACUCUAGAAAUGCAUUACAAAUUUCCUUAGCAUGAGAGAUAAAAUCUGUAAUGCGGAUUUACCUUACGAAAAAGAUUUGCAAUGCGUGAUUUUGCAAUACGAGGACGAUACUUUUGCACAGAAUAGGCGAAAAUUCUAGACCAGGCGAUCGAAUCCACCGUGUCAGCUGCUGGAACCAGCACGGGGGCUUGUGGUACGAGUAGUACUUCAGGAGAAGUUGUACAGGGGGCAGAAGCAGCAGGUACUACAACGGAAAUGCAAGACAAAGUGUCGAAAGAGACUACCACGGCGAAAACCGCGUCUUCUCAAAGUAAAUCCCGGCUAGAAAAGGUGAAACUGGUUUUAAAUCAGUACACCGAGCACCAAACAAAGCACAUCGACGCAAGGAGCUCACUAUCAACUGCAAACAUGUCGGGGUCUGGAAGGGUUUGCAAGUUUGUCAUGCAUCUUUUGGAUCUCACAGAUGCUCUGGAAUGCGCGCAAGAGCAUGAGAAGCUCGGAUUUGUUCAGGUCUCCUGAUGCCGACUCUGCAUGAGAAGCUUGCUAUUUGCAGUUCAAAAAGUGAACAGCUUCUGGAGGCUUUCAUGCAACACAGAUUCUUGCGUAAUCCAGAGUUUGCAUGACAAGUUUGGAUUCUUCCAGACCCAGACAUAUUUGCAAUGCAUACUCGCCAACGACAAGCAUUCCGAGUAGGCAGGGUGCCAAGCAGAAAGCCGCGGAGUUAGAGACGCUGUUGGGGCUGCAACUGAAGUAUGCAUUGCAAAUAUGUCUGGGUCUGGAAAUAGAUGCAGGGUUUGUCAUGCUCUGCUAGCAUGAUUCUCAAGUUUGUCUUGCGCGUUACCAAACAGCGCCGUUCUUUUCUCAGGCAGAAGCCCGGUUUGUCAUGCAGAAUAGACAACGCUGAAGCAUCUGCAAAACUUGUCAUGCUUGGCAGCCAAUUGAGGUGUGCUGGUCUUUCUCCCACCAGCAUCACAAGUUUCCAGAUCCAGACAUAUUUGCAACGCAUAUGAAGAUGCUGGCGGAGACGCCAGAGGAGGAAAAAGAUACGCUCUGGACGUUGCCGGUGAUUUGAGAAAGAGAAUUUUCGCGUACAGCCGCAGCUUUGUUUUCAAAGACAAUAAAUUUAUUCACCACGCAGACGUAUUAGGCAACAAGGUGCAACAAAUGAGUUUCUUGCGUCGAAGAACCUGGUGAGAAUACAGAAGUUGUGAAGGACUAAUUAUGUUAUACUAUGUUGGAAAACCAGUGCUAACGCUAAGUGGCAUUUUUGCAAGUGCCGCUGGUCGUGGAGGGUGCGGAAC
Amoebophrya sp. A120 is the source of this 5546-nucleotide messenger RNA. The record is from the annotation of a GenBank genome assembly. Lineage: Eukaryota; Dinophyceae; Syndiniales; Amoebophryaceae.